AUGUUCUUUACUUUUGCUGUCGAGAAACUGUUGAAUGUUCUUUACUUUUGCUGUCGAGAAACUGUUGAAUGUUCUCUUUUGUUACUCUCAUUUUCUUUUUCUCUUUCUCUGGGAGUACCUCAAUUUCUCUCUAGCCUCUUAUCGCUCUUCGUUUCCCCUCUCACUCUCUCUCUCUCUCUCUCUGGCAUCUGGUCCCCUUUUGUCUCCGUGCCUUCUCCUGGCAUGUGGUCACUCUUCCCCUCUCUCUCUCUCUCUCUCUCUCUGGCAUCUCGUCCACAUGAGCCUCUAUCUCUCUGGCAUCUGCUUGCCUUUUCUCUCUAUGUCUUUCUCUUUCUGACAUCUGGUCGCCUUUGGUCUCCGCGAGCCUCUAUUUAUCUCAUUUCUCUAUCACCCUUCGCCCCUGUGAGCGUCUCUCUUUGGCCUCCAGGAGACUCUCUCUGUCGUUCAUCAUCCCUCCUCUCUCUGUGGCCUUUCACCUCCAUGGGUGACCCGCUGUCGCCUAUCAUCCCCGUGAGCGUCUCUCUGUCGCCCUUCGUUCCUCUUUGUUCUCCCGUCCGUUUUCUCUCUCUGUCUCUUUUGUUCCUCUGCUGGAAAUGA
Molecule: messenger RNA, 597 nt
Organism: Acanthosepion pharaonis
Lineage: Eukaryota; Metazoa; Mollusca; Cephalopoda; Sepiida; Sepiidae
Source: the annotation of a GenBank genome assembly